AUGGACCGUUGUGCUUAUCACCGCAAAUUCUUGUUGCAUCGAUUGGAGAACAUAGAAGAAGAGGAGCCUGCUAGUUGGCUCCCAAUGUCUUCUUCGUUGCCUCCUCCAGAGACUCCCACAGAACCCAUGGAGUUUCUUGCCCGUUCAUGGAGCCUAUCUGCCUUGGAGCUAUCAAGAGCUCUUGGUGACUCCUUUCCUCAAUCUCUUGGCACCAGUGGUACUUCCUGUUCUAUGAAUUUGAAGAAGAGGGACACAAGUUCGACCGCAUCAAUUGAUGGACAUGUAAUUCAAUCACCAGCAGCUGCGGAAUUAUACGGAGGCAUCCCUCCCCUUAGUACAAAAGAGACUGAAGACAUAAAGGAAUCGCUUGUACGGCAUCAAGCACUGGAUCCAGAAUUUCUGUUGAAGCAACGCUUGAUUGGGAAUGGGCUAUACAAAAGUGUCACAGGAGGUAAGACGAUGGGAAGAUGGAUGAAAGAUCAAAAAGAGAAGAAAAAGGAGGAGAUUAGAACCCACAACGCCCAACUACAUGCAGCCACAUCAGUGGCCGGGGUUGCAGCUGCAGUUGCUGCCAUUAUUGCAGCCACUGCCACAUUAUCAGACACAUCAGCAGCCCCAGAAGAUGGGCCUUCCAAAACAUCAGCAGCCAUCGCAACAGCCGCAGCAUUGGUAGCAACACAUUGUGUUGAGAUAGCUGAGGAAAUGGGUGCAGAUCGCGAUCAGAUCUUGACAGCCAUCAACUCCGCAGUGAAUGUGAAGACAUCGGGAGACAUCAUGACCCUAACUGCUGGGGCAGCAACUGCCUUGCGAGGUGCUGCAGCUCUACGAGCACGACUUCACAAGGGGCUACAGACAGCAGUCGUGGGUCCAAGUGAGGAAUCAACUGGCGAAGAAAGACAAUCUGAGAUCUGCACAGCGUUGAAAUUUGUCACCAAAGGGGGAGAGCUUCUCAAACGCACAAGGAAAGGCGCUCUUCAUUGGAAGCAAGUUUCUCUCUGCAUCAACUCCAAUUGGCAGGUGGUCAUUAAAAUGAAAAGCAAGCACAUGGUUGGGACUUUUGUGAAAAAGAAAAAGAGUGUUGUCUUCAAUGUUAUUUGUGAUAUCCCAACAUGGGCUGCUAGAGAUGGAGAAGAGGGCAGUGAGCACAGAGCCUACUUUGCGAUCAAAACAGCCGACAGGUUAAUUGAAUUUGAAUGCAGAAAUGAGCGCGAGAAAAAGAUGUGGACCGAAGGCAUUCUGCAGAUGCUGCAUUACCGUGCCCACAUGAAUAAUAUGUUUUCACUGUAAAUAAGAGGUUCUUUACCAUAUGCAUAUAUAGAGACUACAAGCCAUUUGUUAAUAGACACUUCAUUUUCUUGCA
This is a messenger RNA of Magnolia sinica, 1360 nucleotides long. RefSeq names its product VAN3-binding protein. The record is from RefSeq and is a predicted model, not a curated record. Bases 1 to 1287 code for a protein of 428 amino acids. The transcript is spliced from 8 exons. Lineage: Eukaryota; Viridiplantae; Streptophyta; Magnoliopsida; Magnoliales; Magnoliaceae.